AUUCAUCUUGUUCUUCAAAGCAGCUAAAACGCCAGCUAAAUCCCCGAAUUGCCAAUAGAAGCAUUUUCCGGUUCACUGGUUUUAAUCAAUUGGCAUCAAAUUCUGUUCUUUUUUCUGUUAAAUUUCUUCACUGAUUACGGCUUUGACAAAGAUCGUUUCUUUUUGAAUGGAGAAUUUUCUCUCAUUUUCUUGGCGUUUUCUGUAUAAAUUCAAAGUUCAAAUUUUAUUGCUUUUGCAUGCCAAUGAUGUUUUGGGCAUUCUUCAUGUUAAAAGUAGCCUGAAUUAUCGAUGAGAACUCCAUUUCUGAGAGAUGCAAACGCUUGAAUUCGGUUAAUCCGGUUGCUCGAUCAAGUCGGUUCUUCAGUGUUCGUUCGGUUAAUUCAUUGCUCGGUUAAAGUUGAUCGAAAAAUUUUCUCGGUUAUUGAUGAUAACUCCAUUUCUGAGAGAGCCGAAUGUUUGAAUUCGGUUCAUUCGGUUCGUUCGGUUCUUCGGUGCUUGGUCGGUUAAAGCUAUCGGAAAUCGGUUAACCGAUUUAUGUUACUUCCGCCGGUGCCCCGCCCCACUUUAUUUGGCUCUUGUGGGCCCGACCCAACUCCAUUGGUGUUAUCCAAGAUGUCCUACGAAAUGGAAGACACAGAUGAUGAAUCCACUGAGCCCACAACUCAAUAUGAAGGUAAUGCAAAUAAAGCAACCAGUCGACCUGUUAGCUGUGGAAGCAAGAGAAAGUCAACUAAGCCAAGGUCAGAAACAAGGGGUCACUCCACCAAAUUCGUGAAUGAGGAAGGUGAGCCAUGCAAUCAUUGUGAUAGUGAGUUUCAUGCUGAUCAUAAAAGAGUUUGUAGAAAGAUUUCUCAUACUGAUGACGAAGCAGAUUCUGAUUUAGAAGGCAGUUGGAAAUUUGAUCAAGAGGCCAUUCAGAGGUCUUUGGCUGAAAUGAUCAUUUUAGAUGAGUUGCCCUUUAAGUUUGUGGAAAGAACAGAAUAUAGGAAAUGGAUGUCACUUGUAUGUCCUAGGUUUGAAGUUCCAUCACAAUGCACUAUUGCUAGGGAUUGUUAUCAACUCUAUAUAGAAGAAAAGAUUAGCUUGAAGAAAUUUUUGCAGUCUUCUUCACAUAAGGUUUCCCUUACUGUAGAAACUUGGACUUCAUUGCAACAAGAGGACUAUAUGUCCCUCACAGCGCACUUUAUAGACAAUGAUUGGAAAUUAAACAAAAAAAUGUUGAACUUUUUUCGGGUUUCUAGUUACAGAGGUGAUGCUAAUGGUAAGGCAAUUUUGAUGUGUUUGCGUGACUGGGGAAUUGAUAAGGUGUUCACUAUCACAGUUGACAAUGCUAGUACAAAUGAUGAUGCAAUAUCAUUCUUGAAGAACAGAUUCAACCUAUUUGGAAUGGGUAUUCUACAAGGCAAAUAUCUUCAUUUGAAAUGUAUUUCACACAUUAUCAAUUUAAUUGUUAGUGAUGUGUUAAACGAAUUUAAUGCUUUAGUUGCUCGUGUUAGGGGGGCAGUAAUAUAUGUGAGACAAUCAUCAUCUAGCUUGCAACAAUUUAAAGAGUGUGUUGAGAUAGAAGAGAUUCAAUCCAAGGGUUUCUUGUGCUUAGAUGUUAGCAACAAGUGGAAUUCCACUUACUUGAUGUUGGAUGUAGCUCAAAAAUUUGAAAGGGCUUUUGAGAGGUUUGAAGAUGAGGAUCCUUUUUUUAAAGAUGAGCUUUUGUUGGGAGAUGGGGUGCCUGAUAGUAAUGAUUGGGUAAAUGUUAGGAGGGUAGUCCUUUUCUUGCAACCUUUCUAUGAACUCACUUUUAAAGUUGCGGGUUCAUUGUGUGUCACUUCUAACAUUUUUUUGGGGGAAAUUUGUGAAGUUUAUCGUCUUUUGCGAGAUUGGCAGUUAAGUAGUGAUGCUGAAUUCAGUACAAUGGCCAAAAGAAUGAAGGAAAAGUAUGAUAAGUAUUGGGGGAAUAUAGGAAAAAUGAAUGUGUUGCUUUAUGUUGCGGUUGUUCUUGACCCUCGGAAUAAACUUGACUUUGUGGAAUUUUGUUUUAAAGAAAUGUAUGCAGAAGAGGAAGCUGAAGUGAUGACCAAAGAAGUCAAGGAAGCAGUCUUUGAGUUAUUUAAUGAUUAUAAGAGAAUGAUGGAACUCUCACAAUCUAAGCAAGUGAGUGAUAGAAGCCAAAUGAGCCAAAAAACACAAGCCACUGGUGACACUAACCUACUUCAGAAAAAGAAAAGGGGUUUGAGCUCAGAUUUCAACAAGUAUAGGGAAAGUAGAUGCACGGAACAAAAAACGGAGCUGGAUAAGUAUUUGAGUCAAGAGCUUGUUGAUGAUAAUGAUGAUGAUGAAUUCAAUAUUUUGGAUUGGUGGAAAUCAAAUAGUCGUAAAUUUCCAGUCCUUUCUCAUUUGGCUCGUGAUGUUUUGGCAAUUCCUAUAUCCACAGCCACUUCGAAAUCCGCUUUUAACACUGGUCGAUGUGAGCUUGAUGCAUAUAGGAGUUCUUUAACUCCUAAGGUGGUGCAAUCCCUUGUUUGUGCUCACGAUUGGCUACAAGGACCAUCACAUCUAAAUCCAAGUGACUUUGAGGAAGAAAUGGAGGAGAUUGACAAACUUGACUUGGAAUUUUCAAAAAUUGAAUUGGAGUCGGCAUCGGACUAGGGGAAAGGUGUUUUCAUCAUUUUCGAGCUUAGCGAUGAAGAUGUUUCACUAAGAUGUUCCGGUUUACUUUCUUCGGAAGUUCUUUCCUUGUCGGAACUUUUUAAUAUUCUUAGUUAUCGGAAAUCGGAACUAUUUUAAUAUUUCCUUGCUUAUUGUUGUUGGAAUAUUUUAAUGCGUUUUCAUUUAUGUUUGUAAGAAUAUUUUAAUGUUCUUAACCAUGUUUG
Molecule: messenger RNA, 2867 nt
Organism: Theobroma umbraticum
Lineage: Eukaryota; Viridiplantae; Streptophyta; Magnoliopsida; Malvales; Malvaceae
Product: zinc finger BED domain-containing protein RICESLEEPER 2-like
Molecular function (GO): DNA binding; protein dimerization activity
Source: RefSeq, a predicted model, not a curated record